UCGGGUCCGGCUCCCAGUGAGGCGCGGGCCGCGGGCGGGGUUGCGCCGUGUGUCUGGCCAGCGUCGCAGGGGCUUCCGAGGCCCUGAAACGUGAGGGAGUCCGAAAAGGGAGACUGGGAGGGCGCAGGGAGGCGCGGCGAUAGGAAACACUGUGUCAUGUCCCCGGGCUGUCAGGCUCGGACCCGCAGGACUGGCGGCCUCGUACUGGGCGGCUCGGGCGUUUCACAGGUUUGUCUCGCCGGUUCUCAUAGCACCUUCUUCUGUUGAGGAGAAACCGGUGACGCAGCCCGAGUCGUGCUGGGGUUUACACUCGGUCUCGGGUUCUAAAGUCGGCGUUCUCUCCACCACUCCCGCAAUACCUCCUUCAGGCGUUUAGGUCCUGCCCAACUGGUAAGGCUUAGAGCUCCGUCAUUCCAAGUUUCAGUGUUGGUGAAAUCAACUUUGCUCAGGAAUGAGAACUAAGCGAAAUUUCUUCUGUGAAUCGUCUUUAAGAGAUGACACGGUAUGUAAUGACAUGGCAAUAGUCUGAACAUCCCUUCCACCUUGUGUAGAAUGGGACGGUGAUUUUCAACCUUUAGUGCACCUCUGUGGAGAGCUUAUAAAAAAUUCAGAUGUCCAGUCCAGCCCUAGACCUAGUAAAUCCUAAUGUCUCAGUCAUUACAAUAGGAAUUUUCCCUCCACCACUUAUUCGAGUCUCUCUGUUCCAACAGUGACGUAAUUCCAAAGCGUGUCACUGAAAGUUUUGUGAAUAGGUAGCUUUUGAUGGUCUGAAUUGAUAAAGGAGUAAGUUUAAAUUACCUGGCGUAUUGCACGUUCUGUCCGCCCUUCAGGUAAAUCCACCUCGGAAAUGUUUUUAGAAUCAGGUUUCUGAUAAGAAUUUAACAGCAGAAAGUUUGAAGUCUCUAGCAGAGCAGAUGUGUUGCCCAUGAAGGACAGUCCCCUUCUGGUGCCAACUGAAUCAAGAGGCAGCAACAUUCUUAUAUGAAGUUUAGGGAGGCCAGUCCGGAAAUUACCUUCCUUAGAGGUAAGCUGAAGGAGACCCUGCCCGUGAGGCUGCACUUCUCAGUAGUUUUGGGUUUCUUCCCUGGCACAAAUUUUAAUUAAAUUCUUCUUUUCCUUAUCCAUAUUUUAACUUAGUGGAUGAACUAUAUAUUUGUAAGAAUUCUACAGCCUGACCCCUUGAUGCUCUUUAGCUCAUAUAUAUGUAACAGCCAUCACCCUCCUUCAGUAUCAUCUCCUCUCUGGUAGACAGCUAAGGUAGCAUUACAUCUGUAAGCACCAGGGGAGCUGCCUGUCUGACCAGGACCCUCUUUGUGUUGGCCUGCACACCACCCUAAGAAGCACUUUUUAACGGUUUAUGUCAUUCUUUUCUCUGGAAUUGCUGUCACAAGCUUUGUAUCUCUCAAGACCUUGUGAAGCAUCUAUAAGGCAUCGAGAUACCAGUUACAUGUCAGGACCAGUUUGGUAAUAUACAAUAGGUUCAUUUCUAAUUAUGUUUUUAAAAUAUGUGAAGUUCAGGAAUUCUGAAGAUACCAACCCUGAGCAUAUAAUAGGUCUAAGAAGGAGGAACAUGAGGCAAAUUACAAAUUUUGACAGUCACAUCUUUACUUAGACUUUAUUAGGCCAGAGUUAUCAGUAUCCUCCUUUGCUUAGAACCUCUGUGAAGCCAUUCUUUGAGUUCUAGUCAUUUUUCAAAUUUCUCUUGUCUGAAGACAGCAUAGUGCACUCAGGAUCUCUUUCUGACCUGAAAACACUGAAGAGAAAAAAAAAAAAAGAACUCUCCUGAGUUUCCUUCCUUGGUCACUGAGGAGACCUUUUUUAGCAGGAAUUAAAGAAGCCUUACUCUGAACCAUCAUUGUUUUCCUCUUGUCAAACAAGCUCACUUUCCUGCCUUGUUCUACCUCUAACCAUGAUGCCUAGCAGCCCCUGAGCAUCUGCUGUCUUGGUGGAAGCGGUUUUUUCUUUAACAAAGGUGGCCUGUGUGACAAAACAGCCCUCUCUGUAUGGUGUCACCCCGGUGUGGUGAAUCUGUACACUCAGUCGGGACCCCAAGUAGCAGGCUCUUGAGUACAAACAUUACCCUUGACAAGUGGUGUCUCAAAGUAUGGGAAGGAAGAGGGGAAAGAAAGAGGCCUAAGGACAAGAGCUGACUGGGAGGUCCCUGUGGUUUUGAAAGUGUUCUGUGUUUAGACAGAGACCACAAGCAGUCCAGUGUGUGCCUACUUUCUACCCUCAAGCUAGGCUGAGUAUAUCUACUUGGCAGAUUUGCAUAAUAGUCAGUGGAGAUUUUCCCUUUGCGCUUCCUGUUAUAGCUACUCACAUAAUUGUAGCUUCUUUCGUAGUUUUUUUUUCUUCUAGAUUAUGAUCUUUUAUUCCCUUCCCCAUUAGUUGCUGUAAGGUUCUUGUUUUAUUCUUUCUUCAGAAGAUACACUGCCCCCAAUCAAAUAUUCCUUCUUAAUGAGUAAUAAAUCCUUCUGCAGAAUGAUGAAUAAAAGUGGAGAUUGAAUUGUGAGAUGUAAGGUACAUGCUGCCUUUUGGUUUUACGUGGUUUCUUUAAGAUACAUGUCUCUAUUCCAUAUUCUAUAAAGAAAUCUGGAAAUAUCCUAGUCCCAGCCUUGCCUACAGGAGGGAUCCAUGGAGAAAUGAAAGCUGGUGAUUCAGGGAAAAGAAGAGUAAGAAUAAAUGGACAUUUCUUCAUUGUUAGAGAUUGUUUUAUUCCUCGUGUUUAAAAACAGUAAAGGGGACAGAAGGACCCUUAAAGAAGCCAAUCUGAAAAGGUGACAUACUGUGUUUUUCCAACUAUAUGACAUUCUGGAAAAGGCAAAACUUUAGAGACAGUAAAAAGAUGAGUGGUUACCAGGGUGGAACACAGAGGACUUUUAGAGCAGUGAGUAUACUCUAUAUUAUAACAAUGGAUACCUGUCAUUAUACGUUUGUGAAAACCUAUAGAACGUAUGACAGCAGUAGUGAACUCUAAUAUGAUCUAUGGACUUUGGAUGAUAAUGAUGUGUCAGUAUACUUUCAUCAGUUGUAACAAAUGUACCUCUCUGGUGAGGAAUGUUAGUGGAACAGACUGUACGGCCCGAGGGGAAGGGAUGGCAAGGUGGGGCAUUGUAUGAGAACUCUUUGUUCUUUUGGUUCAGUUUUGCUGUGAAUCUAAUAAAACUUCUCUUUAAAAAAAAGUUUAUUAAUUUUUUAAAAAGUGAAGUUAGCAGGUAUAUGAAAAGGGGUAGUAAAAGGAUUGCUAGCAAAUUGAGGAUGUAUUAGAAGUGAACAUGAAUUUCUUGGUGAGCCUGCAGGCAGGGUUUUGUAGAACAUUUGACAGCCUAGAACACAGAAGGAGGCAGGGUAGAGAAUUCAGGCUACAGCAGUCCAUAUUCCAGAACCUGUGGGUUUAACCUCGGCACCAGUGGUCCUUAAACUAGGCUACACAUUGGGAUCAUCAGGUGAGAUUUUUAAACCAAAUACCAAACCGAAUUUUAAAUCAAAUACUAAACACACCCAAAACGAAUUGCAUGAAUACCUGGGAUUGGGACCAGGCAUACAUAGGUAUUGUUUUUAGUGCUUCAAGUGACUUGUCACAGGCCACCAGGGUUGAGAGCCACUACCCUACACUGGACUGCCUUUCUAAAAGUGCUCUACAUUUAGCAUGCAAUUGCUCUCUUCUUUAAGCAUGAAAAUAGGUGUAUGAAAUAGUUUCUGUCCUUAAAAAAUGUAGUUGGGGAGACAGGAACUCUAGAAGAAAAUGAUAGUAUGCAAAGUGACAUCAGACAAGGAAUAGAUCUUUAGAUCCCGGUGGUGAGCAGAACAAGGGAGUGCUGUUUAUUGAGAAUAUGACCUGGACUAGGCUCCUUGCUAAUCCGGUACAAGAUAAUCCUGAGAGUUAACUAGUCUCUCUGGUUUAGAAAUGAGUAAACUGGCUCAGAGAGGAAAUACCCUGUCCAAGGUCAUGCCCCUAAUCAGUGGUGGAAAUACCCCCUAAGCAGUGCUGUGUGCUCUUCCCACCACUGAGUUCUGCCUGAAAGAGGUGGUCAUACAAGAAUGGCUGCAGGAGGUGAAACUGGAAGUGGGAAGAAUGUUAGGCUGAGCAGGGUGGUGUAUGAAAAGGGAACAGAAAAAGAGACGGUUAUAAUGGUGGAUUAGAAGCGUAAUGAGGAGUUGGGGUUUUAUGUAGCUUUUUAAAAAAAUAGUAUUAGGUAUGAUAUAUACAAAUAAUUUUUUGGAAUGUCAAAUUUGUUAUGUUAGAAGAGGAAGGAAAAUUAUUUAGCUGACCAUUUAAACAAUCCAAAUGAGUAUGAAUAUCUAGACACUGUAAUGCAGUAGGAUUAUAAAAGGGUGGACCAGUGUGGAAGACAUGGAGAAGUAACUGACUAAAUUUGACAUCACUGAGAGAUAAAUUAUGUUGCUUAAAAAUAAAACAAGAACGGCUUCUUUUCCCCUCUAAAUGAGUGGACACAGACUCAACAAGAUCAACCUGUUUCUCUUAAGAUACAUCACGAAAGCAAAGGGAAGGAGUCUUAGCCAUGUGGUUAUUAAUUUCUUCUCUAGAUAACACACUGACGAUGGAGAAGGAGGUGGGCAUGUUCCAAAUGAAUCCUUUCUCAUCAGAACGCUUAAGGACUAAAACAUCUAGAUGCUGCUGCAGCAGCUGAGGCCUGAGCACAUAUCCCAUUGUUUCCAGUGACCUAUAAAGAGGUCAUUCAUCACCAGCUGCACACACACACCUCCCUUCAGGGCCAGCAGGGGGUAGCCAGGUAAGAGGUCAUAAGUGUCUCACACCUGAGAUACGUGGGCUCCCCCAGGUUAACAAGAGCUCUUCAAGAUAAAUUAACUCACCAGUUAUUUGAAAACUGCCAGCCGAAAAGUCAAUCACAUACUGAAUAACAAAGGAUUAUUAGGAUGAGUUAAUACAUAUAAAGUGCUUAGAAUAGUGCCUGACACAGUAGUAAAAGCUGUAUUAGUACUGGCCAUUAUAGUGAUUAUUAAAAUUCAAACAGAGCAUGGUGCCUGUAUUCAAGCAUAGUAUAUAAAAGUUUUGUCAGCUGGCUUUAGCUACUUUAGGAGGGCAAUGUGGUGAUCAGAGAAAGUCACAGUGCUCUGUAUCAGGAAGGCCUAGGUCAUAGUCAAAGGAGGGUUUUUUUUCAGGGCCUCACACUAAUUCACUGGGGGUGGAAUGGGAUAGAGGGGAAGAGAAGACUUAAGGAUGAUACCAAGUCUUGAGCCUGAGAAACUAAAUAAACCAUUUAGAAAUAGGGAAGCUAGCUAGCUUUAAGAGCAGAGAUUUUUAAGUUUAGGAGUAUUAUAGGAAUGGAUGGAAAUUUUUUAAAUAACAUCAUUUUUUGUUUUUUUUUUGUUUUGAAAAUUUCUAACAGAUUUCUUGAGCUAUAGUUUACACACCAUAAAAUUUACCCAUUUUAAAUGAAUGAUUCAGUUAUUUUUUAGUAGAUUUACAGUUAUGUAAGCAUCACCACAAUUCCAAUUUUAGAACAUUUUCAUCACCCUAAAAAGAUCCCUUGUGCCCAUCUUGAGUCAUUCCUUGUUAUUACUCCCAGCUCUUUCUGUUGGUUUUUUUUAAAUAAUUAUUUAAAGUAAUUUUUCUUUUGCAGGAUGGCAUAGUGAAUCCAACAAUAAGAAAAGAUUUGAAAACUGUACCGAAAUUCUACUGUUGUCCAAUUGAAGGAUGCCCUCGAGGCCCUGACAGACCAUUUUCUCAAUUUUCUCUCGUAAAACAGCACUUUAUGAAAAUGCAUGCUGAAAAGAAACAUAAAUGCAGCAAGUGCAGCAACUCCUACGGCACUGAAUGGGACUUAAGAAGACAUGCGGAAGACUGUGGCAAGACCUUCCAGUGCACGUGCGGCUGUCCCUAUGCCAGCAGAACUGCACUGCAGUCCCAUGUCUACCGAACUGGCCAUGAGAUCCCUGCAGAACACAGGGAUCCACCUAGUAAGAAAAGGAAAAUGGAAAACUGCCUGCACAACCAGAAGUUGUCCAGUAAGACCGUCGAAUCACUGAGCAGCCAACAAACCCCAAGACCAGAUACUCAAGAACUGGAAACUUCAGAAAUAAAGCUGAUGGCUUCUUUUGAAGACUCUUGCAACUCUACUGCCAGAAAGCAGACUCUGACAACACCUCCAAGGUACCCUCAGAAGUUGCUUUUACCGAAGCCCAAAGUGGCUUUGGUUAAACUCCCCGUCAUGCAGCUUUCUCCUGUGCCUGUCUUUGUGCCUACAGCCGACUCCUCAGCCCAGCCCGUGGUGUUGGGUGUCGAUCACCAAGGCUCUGCCCCGGGAGCUGUGCACUUACUCCCCUUGUCCAUAGGAACCCUGAUCCUCGGCCUAGAUUCAGAGGCUUGCUCUCUCAAGGAGAGCCUCCCUCUUUCAAAACUUGUAAAUCCUGUUGCUGUUGAGCCAGUUAGCACAGGUGUUCAAGUGAACUUGGGUAAAAGUCCAUCUCACCCUUUACAAGAACUAGGGAACACAUGUCAAAAGAACAGCAUUUCUUCAAUCAAUGUACAGACAGAUCUGUCUUAUGCCACACAACACUUUAUUCCUUCUGCACAGUGGGCUAGCCCUGAUUCCUCUGUAUCGUCUUGUUCUCAAACUGAUUUGACAUUUGGUUCUCAAGUUUGCCUUCCCAUUAGUGUUCAUACUCAAACUUUUUUGCCCAGUUCUAAGGUAACCUCAUCUAUUGCUGCUCAGACUGAUGCGUUUAUAGAUGCCUGUUUCCAGUCAGGUGGGAUCUCUAGAGAAACUCAAACCAGUGGGAUGCAAAGUCCAACAGAUGAUCGAGUGCAGAUGGACCAAGCUGUAAUGUGUGGAGAUAUUUUUGAGAGUGUCCAUUCAUCAUACGGCGUUUCGGCAGACAGUAUUAUAAGCAGCAGCUUGGUAACAGAGACCGUGACUCAUGGUUUGUUACCUCAGAACCACCCUAAGACUUUACAUCAAGAUAUUGAGAAAUCCGCACCAGUUAUAAACUUCAGUGCACAG
Molecule: messenger RNA, 6986 nt
Organism: Vicugna pacos (alpaca)
Lineage: Eukaryota; Metazoa; Chordata; Mammalia; Artiodactyla; Camelidae
Source: RefSeq, a predicted model, not a curated record